Labrus bergylta (ballan wrasse) is the source of this 555-nucleotide messenger RNA. RefSeq names its product gamma-crystallin M2-like. Gene Ontology annotation, biological process: visual perception; lens development in camera-type eye. The record is from RefSeq and is a predicted model, not a curated record. Gene Ontology annotation, molecular function: structural constituent of eye lens. NCBI's taxonomy places the organism in Eukaryota, Metazoa, Chordata, Actinopteri, Labriformes, Labridae.
AUGACCUCCAGUGGCAUGAACAUGAUGAGCAAGAUCGUCUUCUACGAGGAGAGGAACUUCCAGGGCCGCUCCUACGAGUGCAUGAGCGACUGCCCCGACAUGUCCUCCUACAUGAACCGCUGCCACUCCUGCAGGGUGGAGAGGGGCUGCUUCAUGGUCUACGACCGCACCAACUUCAUGGGGAACCAGUACUUCAUGAGGAGGGGCGAGUACGCCGACUACAUGAGCAUGAUGGGCAUGAGCGACUGCAUCAGGUCCUGCCGCAUGAUCCCCAUGCACAGGGGCUCCUUCAGGAUGAGGAUCUACGAGAGGGAGAACUUCCAGGGCCAGAUGCACGAGCUGAUGGAGGACUGCGACAACGUCAUGGACCGCUACGGCAUGGGCAACAUCAUGUCCUGCAACGUGAUGGAGGGCCAGUGGCUGAUGUACGAGCAGCCCCAGUUCAGAGGCAGGAUGAUGUACAUGAGGCCCGGAGAGUACAGGAGCUUCAUGAGCAUGGGCUCCAACAGCAUGAGGUUCAUGAGCAUGAGGCGCAUCAUGGACUCCUGCUACUAG